Messenger RNA from Prorocentrum cordatum, 1167 nucleotides. Lineage: Eukaryota; Dinophyceae; Prorocentrales; Prorocentraceae. The record is from the annotation of a GenBank genome assembly.
AUGUCCCCUGGCAGUGGCGAGCGAACGAGUGGAUUCUGGAACCAACUUCUAGCAAUAUAUUGCUGGUGGGGAUGGCGUGAUGCCUCGGCUGCGUCGGUAGAUGGCGCUGGUGGUGAUGGAGCAUGCCCAGAUCUCCGACGACCUGUGGUUUUCUAUUCCUUCUUGCUUCCCCCAGAUCUCGACCCCUCCGUCGUCGCACAUCUGGGCGCCGGUGAUGUGCUCCGCGUGAGAGACUUCACCCCCGACGCAGCCAGGCGAGCCAUCGCCGGGCUGGAGGGCAGGAGCCGCUUGCUCCUGGACCUGACGCAGGGGUCCUUCAGAGAGACGUUUGACGAGGCCAUCCUGCGGGCCGGCCCCGAGCAUGCUGGCCUGUCGUUGGGCGCCCUGGACUGCAACAUGCACAUGCGCUGGUGCGACAGCGCCCUGGGAGGCGUCGAGCUGUGGACCGCCCUGCGGUUGUUCCGUGCUGGCGAUUCUCCAAACGAGGGCAUCCACAUUCCCACCUCGGCUUUCACUGCCAACGAUACGGAAGGAAAUGUGGGACGGCUGUUGGCCAUCACUUCGUCCACGAGCAGAGGAGUCCAGCUGUUGGCGCAAGUUUGGAGGAAAGAGGCCGUGACGCAGGAAGCCUCGGCAGCUUGGGCAGCCACCGAUGAGGGCGCGGUUGUCGUGACGGACGCGUCCUUCGAUAGCGUGCUGGGACGGGCCCACCAACCAGGGCAUCAAGUCUUCAUCCUGUAUCAUGGGAGCUUGGAUGUUUGUGCCCAAGAACGGGCAGAGAUGAUGAAUGCAUUCCGCGGAUUGCAUGCGUCAGCGAAGGAAAUGGUGACCGUGGCAGUCGUAAACUGCGAUAUCCACAGAAUACCGUGCGAAGCAGCCUCACUGGCAAAAUACUCAUCGCAGCACAGCACGUGGCCUCCAACACCUGCCGGGCGACGUUGGGCCCGAAGGGCUCGGCGCUGUACAGGGGACCGCUGCUGGAGGAGGACAUCCGAGCAGCCAUGCAGGCCCGAAUCCCGAGAUCAGCACAGGCAGAGGCGCCAAAGCUGGUGGGGCCCGGUGAUGAGCUGUAGGCAGGGGAGGAGCAGCCAGAGAGUUCGAAGCGGGUUCGCUCGUGGCACUUCGUUCGGGCGACUUUCACGCGGGGCCAGCGAUAUUGAUUUGUAG